AUGGCUCCCGCCGCACGCGUCUCAGAGCUUCAAGUGGAACGCGAGACGGAGAGACAAGGCUAUGAGGGGCUGCAGAAGAAGCUGAAGGAGGUGUUCAGUGAACGGAGCAGCAUUCAGCAGCUCUCCAAGACAUCAAAGGAGCUCGACAGCAUAAAAGGCAACCUGCAGGAAACUCUUUUUCACAAUGACCAUGUCUUUGAGUUGCUCUUUUUGGCAGCAGGCCAGGUGGCGACAGUGGUCCUGAAAGGCGAGGACCCGGUGGCCAAGCAGGCGAUCCAGCGUGUUCUGGAGCUCAGCAGCAAGCAGCGGAAGGAGAUGAAGAGCCUCCAGGCCGCGCUGCAGAAGCAGCUGGAGGAGGCGCGGGAGCGGGAGGAGAAGCAGCAGGCCACGAUCAAGUACCUCAAGACCGAGAUGGAGAAAAAGACCAAAGUCAUUAAAGAUCUCCAGCAAGAGAACAAGAGCCUGAAAAACAAGCUUCUGUCAGGCAACAAGCUGUGUGACGUCCAUACGGAGGAGUCCAAAAAAAUCCAGGCCCAACUGAAGGAACUCCGGUACGGGAAAAAGGAUUUAAUUUUUAAGGGGCAGCAGCUCAUGGAUCUGGAGCACAGGUUAACAAUAGCCAAGGAGCAGCUGGAGAAGACUGCGCUGGACAAGGAGUCUCAGCUCAAGGCCCUGAAGGACACGGUCCACAUCUGCUUCUCGGCCGUCCUGCAGAACCAGCACAACGGCGGCAGCCAUCGUUUCCCUGCCAGCUCGGCCCAGCUGUUCAGAUACUCUCCGCUCAUCAACAGCUCCAGAGUCACCUACCAGCAGCCCCACGCCAAGGAUAUCUCCAAAGUGCGGAGGCUGGUGAAGCCCAGCCAGGCGCCCGGGGACACGGGCGUAACGAGGAGAGAGAACGGCAGCCUCCCGGCCUGCCAGAUGGAGAAGACGGGCCGCGACUGUUUCCCAAAUCAAACCAAGGACGCGUUCCUGGAGAGCAGGACGCUGCCUGAGAGUCAUCAGCAGAGGAGCCCGACGCAGAUUGGACACAUAACCACGGCUCUCCCAGACGACAGGAAGGAGGUAGAUGAUGACGGCACCAAAAAAGACAAAGCAACAUGAAUCCCCCCAACCACAACCACAGACCACUGAGUGGACAGCUUGUCCAUGGAAAUCCGAACCCUAGCAUUAUCUGGAAGAUGUUUAAAGAGCACACGCUAAAGCACGCACACACAUGAGUGCACACAAACCUGCAUAUACAUACCUUGUUUGCGACCGCAGGAACACUAAAACUGUCCAUGAUUUGAUCAAGCCCUUUGUUUUGACCACCUGUUUGGAAACCCCAUAGUAAACGGCAUGCAUUCUAGAGUUCUUUUGAGGUAGUAAUGGCACUGGUAACGUUCAUGAUUGUUCAUCUGUUGUUUACUAAAUAGAUUUUAGUUGUGUUUUGUUUUGAGCGAGGACACUGCUUUCUUAAUGUGUGAACUUUCUAGUAAAAUCCCUUUGCACUGGUGAGGUCUGACACUGUAUAUUGUGGUAAGAACACAAUUUUACAAAAAAAUACAAAAAAUACAAAAAAAGUAUUAAUACUUAACUUUGACUAUCAUUUGUCAUUCAUUGUAGCAAGGUUAAUUUACUCCACAUUUUUGAAAUAUAUAGCCUCAAGUUGGCUGGCCAACUGUUGAACAUUUAAUAUUUCAGAGCUCUCUAUGCCUUUAACACACGGGGGCUAGGGGCCGAGACUCACACUGAGUCGUUUCCAUGAGAACGUGCCAUGCACUGAGUAGUUAUUCCUAGCUACAUUUAUCUGUGUUAUCUGACCUUUCU
Molecule: messenger RNA, 1809 nt
Organism: Gadus chalcogrammus (walleye pollock)
Lineage: Eukaryota; Metazoa; Chordata; Actinopteri; Gadiformes; Gadidae
Gene: luzp2
Product: leucine zipper protein 2
Exons: 13
Coding region: 1-1104 (367 amino acids)
Source: RefSeq, a predicted model, not a curated record